AAUAAAAAUAUAAAGAAAGAAAGCGCAAAGACCAUAAGAAAUGGAGAAUUAAAUAAUUAAUGAGAGAGAGAGAGAGAGAGAGCCAGCUGCUAAGCAGAUUCGUUUUCAGUUCCUAGCAGCUACCCGUCCGUACAACGCAACACGCCAAUGGACUGGAGGCGCAGGACCAAGAACAAGAAGCACCACCCUCCUCCUCCGCCGCAGCCGCAACCGCAACCGCAACCGCGCUUGGAGCGUCUUAACGCCAAAAAAGGCAUCAAUUACCAACCACCACCUUCUCCUCCUUCACCAUCUUCUUCUUCUGCUUCCGUUUCUUCUUCUUCUCUCUUGGAUCACCAAACCAGCUUCCGCCUCUUCGGCUUCGACGGCGAGUUCGACCGCAUCUUCCAGACGCUGGGCCUCUCCGGCCCAGAAGACUUCUCCAUCCCCACCGCAGAUUGGGAGGCCCGCAAGGCCCGCUUAUCAGGGCCCACCACUCCUCCUCCUCCUCCUCCUCCUCCUCACGCGCUUCCCACUUCCCUUCAAGAUGACGCCGUUUCGCUUCCCGUUGCGGUUUCUUCUUCCUCCCCCUGGUCUUCCGGGGAGCACAACGUGGGUACUAGGGGCAGUGUCGGUAGAUUGAAUUUGAGACACGGCGAAAGGAGCGUGCUUUUCACCGAUUCCAGUUCCUUCACCACUUCCCACGACGAUGACAGUGAUGUUGGUUGCGAGAGGGAGAGGGAGAGGGAGAGGGCUUGUUUGGCUCCUAAUUCUGCACCCGCUGAUGAGUUGGUUAUUCCGUUUAACUCCUCCGGCGAGUGGUUCAGACAGACCUUCACCUCGUGGCAGAAAGGUGACGUCUUGGGAAAUGGGUCCUUCGGAACUGUCUAUGAAGGCUUCACUGAUGAUGGAUUCUUUUUUGCGGUAAAGGAGGUGUCUUUGCUGGAUGAAGGUAGCCAGGGAAAGCAGAGUUUUUUCCAACUUCAGCAGGAAAUAUCUCUUUUGAGUAAGUUUGAGCAUAAAAACAUAGUUCGAUAUUAUGGCUCAGACAAGGACAAAAGUAAACUAUAUAUCUUCCUUGAGCUUAUGUCAAAAGGGUCCUUAGCAAGUCUCUAUCAAAAGUACCGUUUAAAUGAUUCACAAGUUUCUGCAUACACAAGGCAGAUUUUAAGUGGCUUGAAGUAUCUUCAUGAUCAUAAUGUGGUCCACAGGGAUAUCAAGUGUGCUAAUAUACUGGUUGAUGUAAGUGGGCAAGUCAAGCUUGCAGAUUUUGGGUUGGCAAAGGCAACGAAAUUUAAUGAUGUUAAAUCAAGCAAAGGCUCUCCAUACUGGAUGGCCCCUGAGGUUGUUAACUUAAAGAACCAAGGUGGUUAUGGGCUAGCAGCUGAUAUAUGGAGCUUAGGGUGUACCGUUUUGGAGAUGUUGACAAGGCAGCCUCCUUAUUCUGAUUUGGAAGGAAUGCAAGCAUUAUUUCGAAUUGGCAGGGGUGAACCUCCACCUAUUCCUGAAUAUUUAUCUAAGGAAGCCCGAGAUUUCAUUCUUGAAUGCUUACAAGUUAACCCAAACGAUCGUCCAACUGCAGCUCAGCUAUUUGGUCAUCCAUUUCUAAGGAGAACAUUUCUAUCUCCCUUAAGUUUUGCUUCUCCACACAGGAAUAUCUAUCGGCUAUAACUUGUAAGAGUUCUAAAUCACCUCUUAGAAUUGGCACUGAGAACUUCCAAGUUUAUCCUCUAUUUUUCUGAAGUUUAUCCAUACACAUCUUGGGUUUACUGGUGGAAUGCCCAGGACAAGUUUAAUGGGUUUGCAGAUAUCUGCCGGAGUUGGACCUUAUUUCAAUGACUUCAUCUUGUCCUGCCAUCCCACCACGUUGAUCCCAUGCGGAAGGUUGGUUCAUUGAAAGGGGAGAAUGCAUUAUCAAGUGUUUCACAAAGAUAAACUUUCACCUUUAUGCUAAAUGAGAGAGCAGUGCCUUUUUUGGAUCCCAGUGUGGAUCUAAGUAUGACUGGAUUGAGGGAAUGGAAAAUUAGGAAGGAGAAGGACCUUUUCAUUUCCAACUGGUUGCUCUUUAAGGCAGAAGCAUCCACCAGGAGAUUGCCAUGGUGAACAGUUGUCAGUCAUCUGGCACAAAGUUGUCGGGCCACGUUGCUUGUACUCAUUUGAUCCUAUCAAGAGCUCAUGUUCUUGCUUAAAAAAUUGUAAAUCAGGAGCUCAUGCUCAUGUUCUGUCGAUCCUAUCAGCAGGCUGCUGAUACCUGGUCUCAGCUGUGACCCGCCCAACAGGUAAAUACUCAGGAAAGGGGCGCGGGUGCAAGCAAUGUGCUAUCAGAGCAACAAAGCAAGUACAAGUUUUGGAUUUUUUUUUAUUCCCCUUAGCACAAUUAACCAGGAUAUAAUUGUAAUACUUUUUUUUUCUUUUUCAAGGAAUUACCAUUUGUAUUUAUUUUUCAUUUUCUGUAAAAUGAUGGCACUUGUAUAAUUUCUUUAUUACAUGAAAAUUGUUGAUUUAUUGAUAAAAAGUAAACAGUCUAUUAAGUUCA
Glycine soja is the source of this 2515-nucleotide messenger RNA. Its product is annotated as mitogen-activated protein kinase kinase kinase 1-like. Gene Ontology annotation, molecular function: ATP binding; protein kinase activity. The transcript is spliced from 8 exons. NCBI's taxonomy places the organism in Eukaryota, Viridiplantae, Streptophyta, Magnoliopsida, Fabales, Fabaceae. Gene Ontology annotation, biological process: protein phosphorylation. The coding region runs from base 148 to 1650 and encodes 500 amino acids. The record is from RefSeq and is a predicted model, not a curated record.